CCAACACUGAGCCAAUCCAAAGAGGCUUCAGGCAGAUGGCCGGCGCAAAAUGACCCAGGAAUGGCCUAGAAGAGAUGCGGGAGAGUUUUGGAGCACAAAGGGAGCGCCGAGAAGAGGUGAAUGCGUGGAUGGCAAGAUGCCACUGGGUUAGCAAAGCAGCCCACGGGGCAACCUUAAAGCCGUCUUAAAGGACUUUCCUUGAUGUGAGUCAUACAUUGCCUUUGAGGAUUAAGGUCUCCAAAUGGACAACGGUGACGUCCAAAGCCACGGAUUCAGGAGUCGAUAUUCCCAGCCAACCUGUUACGAGAUUCAUCCGAAAUGCCGCUGCUGAGUCCCUCCCAACUGCAGGAAUUGGCAUUUCGACGGGGCGACUUCUGGACGAGCCAAGCUGCCAUAUUAAAUGGCUUUCCUUGACAAGUGAGUCAUCGCCUUGCUUCAAGAUUAAGGUCCCCAAAUUCACAACGGUGAUGUCCAAAGCUCAGCCGUGGAUUUUCAAAGAGAAUGUCCAGCGAAGCAGAAGAAGCAGGAAUCUCCGAAAGGCCCAGCUGUAGCCACAAAUGAGCCCUUCUGAACCAAAAGCAUUCUUUUCUUCUAGGAUUUACAAAUUUCAUUGGUGACAUCUGAUAUAGUUUUGGAUUUCCAGUGAUUAACAGCUAAAAUUCCUUCCCGAUAAUUGGGAAAGUUUUGUUGCUUCUUUUAUUCCUGGAUCUGCAGAUCGCAAUCAAUUCCAUUUUCUCAGCAAACUAGAAAGAGAACCUCCGAAGAGUUCCUCCAAACCCGAAGAAGAGUCUUGGUAUUUCUUUCAUCCAAGACUCCAAUUGAUUCUGAUGUUUGUUAAGAAAUUCCAGCCAGAACAAUUGGGCGUCUCCGAAAUGCCAACUGGCUUCAGCCACAACUGAGGAAGAGACUUGGAGUUUCUUUCUUUCAGGGUUUACCGACUCCAAUUGUGGCAUCAACUACAGAUUGUUGGGCACGAUUUCCAGCAAACUCGAACAGGAAAGUGCCAACGAAAUGCCAAGCAGUGGCUACCACUGAGUCCUUUCUAAGACAAGGAAGAGUCUUAUCCUUUCUAUUCUUCUAGGAUUCGAAAGCUUCCAAUUGUGGCAUCGGUACAACUUCCAGCGAACGAGCGGACGGCUCCAAAAGGCCCAGCGGAGGCCUUGGUGUUUGUUCUUCUAAAAUUGCCAGAGGUGGGCUGAAAAAGCCCGCCUCUCCAAAAUCCAGGAAAAUAUUUUGCCCGAGGAUGGCCAGCUUUGUGCGGCUGGUGGUGUCGGAGGCCGAGCGGAUGGUGUCGCGGCUCUUCAAGAGCGAAGAAGCCGGCGAGAAAGAAGAGGAAGAGGAAGGCCGGAGGGAGGAAGAAGAGGAUGAAGCUCCCCGUGCCUUUUUGACGGCGCCGCAAACGGAGAAGCUGUUAGAAUAUGGAGAAGUGACGGGACUGAGCUACGGCAUGGGCUCCAUGCAGGGUUGGCGUGCCCAGAUGGAGGAUGCUCACACGCUCCGGCCACAGCUGCCCGACCCGCUCGCCAACUGGGCUUUCUUUGCCGUCUAUGAUGGACACGCGGGAAACACCGUGGCCGAGUUCUGUGCCCGACACUUGCUGGAGCACGUCCUGGCCACCGAGGCCUUGCUCAAACAAGGAGAGGAGGAAGACCCCGAGACGGUGAAGGACGCCAUCCGCGAAGCCUUUUUGGCCAUCGACCGGCGCAUGCAAGGACUGUCGCAAGACGAAGCCUGGGAACAUGCCGGGUCGACCGCCGUCGCCGUCUUGAUCUCCCCCAAACAUUUCUAUUUCAUCAAUCUGGGCGACUCCAGGGCUGUCUUGUGCCGCUCGGCCGCCGUGGCCUUCUACACGGACGACCACAAGCCCAGCAAACCGAGGGAGAGAGAGCGCAUUGAAAACGCCGGCGGCACCGUCAUGCUGCAGAGGGUGAACGGCUCUUUGGCUGUCUCCAGGGCCUUGGGAGACUUCGACUACAAGGCCGUGGCUUGGUGCAGCCCCGUCCAGCAGCUGGUCUCUCCAGAGCCCGAAGUGGAGCAUCUGGACCGCUGUCCGGACGAGGAUGAGUUCCUAGUCUUGGCUUGCGAUGGGGUCUGGGACACCUUCGACAACACUGGCCUGUGCGCCUUCGUGCGCUCCCGACUCCAGAUCAUUGGCAAGCCGCACGACGUGUGCGAAUGCGUGUUGGAUGCCUGCCUUUACAAGGGAAGCCGCGACAACAUGACAUGCAUUGUGAUCUGUUUCCCAGCUGCCCCGGGCAUCUCCCAGGAGGCUUUGCAACAGGAGCAUGAGCUGGACACUCACUUGGAGAAGCGGGUUGCAGAGCUUUAUGAUCAACUGCAGCAGCAAGAGGAGGAGGGUCCCAGCUUGGUCGGGGUCUUCCGCUGCCUGGCCUCUGAAGCCAACCCAGGCCUUCCUCCGGGAGGAGGUUUGGCUAGCAAGAGAGCUGUGAUCAUGGAUGCCUAUGAGAGCUUGAAACAGAGCCGGGAAGAGGAGCAACAGCUGCUGGCUCCCAGUGCGAAUGCCGACUCGAAUUGAGCCACAGUGUGCCAGUCGGAGAACUCAAGCAAAAGCCUCUAUCCGGGAAAAGGUCCCGGAAGUGGAAAACAUUUUUCCAGGAAACUGAUCAAGUUGAAAGAUUUUGGGACAACGUUCGGCCCGUCCUCACCUUCCCUCAGAGGCCCAGACUCUGCUUUGAUGCAAUUGCAUUUACUUCUUUAUUGUUUCUUACCACUGCACUAAAUGUACACAACAUGCCCUUGGAAACAUCCCUGAGGAUAACAAUAAAGCAAACUCGUUUCCA
Molecule: messenger RNA, 2801 nt
Organism: Anolis carolinensis (green anole)
Lineage: Eukaryota; Metazoa; Chordata; Lepidosauria; Squamata; Anolidae
Gene: ppm1n
Product: protein phosphatase, Mg2+/Mn2+ dependent 1N (putative)
Exons: 5
Coding region: 1244-2536 (430 amino acids)
Biological process (GO): peptidyl-threonine dephosphorylation; positive regulation of canonical Wnt signaling pathway; negative regulation of canonical NF-kappaB signal transduction
Cellular component (GO): nucleus; cytosol
Molecular function (GO): manganese ion binding; magnesium ion binding; protein serine/threonine phosphatase activity
Source: RefSeq, a predicted model, not a curated record